Molecule: messenger RNA, 1713 nt
Organism: Neohortaea acidophila
Lineage: Eukaryota; Fungi; Ascomycota; Dothideomycetes; Mycosphaerellales; Teratosphaeriaceae
Exons: 2
Coding region: 1-1713 (570 amino acids)
Biological process (GO): protein neddylation
Cellular component (GO): cytoplasm
Molecular function (GO): NEDD8 activating enzyme activity
Source: RefSeq, a predicted model, not a curated record
AUGGCCAGCGAUCAAACGGAGCUGCCGCCUCCCUUCCAAGACGUCCCCACAGCCAAAGAGAGGCGAUAUGACCGUCAGCUGCGACUAUGGGGUGCCGCUGGGCAGAUGGCGUUAGAGGACACCCACCUGAUCCUCAUCAACAACGGCCCCGGUGUCACGGGGGUGGAGACGUUGAAGAACCUCGUCCUUCCCGGCAUUGGCCAGUUCACCAUUCUCGACUCCUCUAUCGUCUCGGAGGCAGACCUUGGCGUCAACUUCUUCCUUGAACCUUCGUCCCUGGGCAAGUUCCGCGCAGAUGAGACGGUCAAGCUGUUGAUGGAGUUGAAUCCGGAAGUCAAGGGUCAUGCCAUUAAAGAGCCUCUUGAAUCGUUCAUCUCCCAAGAUAAAAUCUUCGCCCCCUACACCCUCAUCCUCGUCACCGCACCCAUCGACCCCGCCAUCCUUUCCCGCAUCCAGCUCCACGCCGAAGCACUGCAAAUCCCCACCUUCUACAUCCACUCCGUCGGCUUCUAUUCCAGCUUCUCCAUCCAGAUCCCACCUGCAUUCCCCAUCGUCGAAACCCAUCCCGAACCCACAGCUACCGACGACCUUCGCGUCCUCAAACCAUGGCCAGCAUUGCAAGACUUUGCAAAUCAGAAGACCACCGGCUUGGAGACAAUGAGCGCGCAUGAGAAAAGCCACAUUCCAUACGUAUGCUUACUCCUAUACUACCUCGAAGUAUGGCGAGCAAACCAUGACGGCAAAGCACCCGAAACGUACAAAGAGAAAGCCGAGUUCCGCGAUCAAUACGUUCGAAAAGGCAGCCCCGACGAAGAAAACUUUGACGAAGCCUGCGCCGCCGUCCUCAAAUCCCUCAAUCCACCCACCGCCAACUCCACCGUUCGCGCAAUCCUCAGCUCUCCGGAAGCAACAGAGCUAACUCCCACCUCUCCACCCUUCUGGCUAAUCGCAAACGCCAUCCACAAGUUCUACACCACUCACAACCAACUCCCCCUCCCCGGCGCCGUGCCGGACAUGAAAGCCCAAUCAGCAGACUACAUCAAGCUGCAAAACAUCUACAAAGCGAAAGCGCGACAGGAUUCCGCCGAGGUGCUGACUACGGUCCGCGAGCUGGAGCGUUCAACAGGUCGCGCGCCCAAACUCGCCAUCGAUGAGAAGGAAGUAGAGAAUUUCUGCAGAGGCGCGGCGCAUAUCCAUCUCGUGCGUGGACGGCCUUUGCAGAUUGUGCGGCCGGGGGAAAAGGUGAAGUUCGGGGAUCGCGCGGAGGAUAUGCUCCGAGAGCUGGAAAAUCCAGAAAGUCUGGUGAAGCUGUAUCUCGCUUUCCUCGCGUGGGACGAAUUCGUCGCCACACACGCUUCUUCACCAGAGCAAGCAGGCGGCGAAGGUAUCCGCGUACCAGGCGACACCGAUCUCGGACUCGAAGCAGACGGCGAGAAACUAACCGGCAUCGCACACAAACUCGUCGACGACCUCAUCACCGAAGCAGGCACGCGCAUCGAAGAGCCAGAGUACAGCGAGAUUCGCGAGAAGGUGGCUGCCAUUUGCGAGGAGCUGGUGAGGGCGGGGGGAGGCGAGUUGCAUAAUCUUGCCAGUUUGACGGGCGGGAUGAUUGCGCAGGAGGUCAUCAAGGUGAUUACCCGGCAGUAUAUCCCGGUGGAUAAUACGUGUUUGUUUGAUGGGGUGGAGAGUCGGGCGUAUGUGUUGAGAGUGUGA